AUGUGGCAAUUAUUCAUAUUAGCUAUUGCUCCAUGCUUUUCGCAUCCUCAAUUUGUUGGUAGCUUAGCAUCACAAUGUAAACCGAGCAAAAAUCCAAAUUCUGAUUGUAUUGGAGCAGAUUUUGUUAAAAGUGAUGGAAAAAUACAAUCUUGUGUGGAACAUAAAGAUUGUUAUGAUUAUCGAGAACCAAUACUCUGGUGCCGACCUAAUCCGAAACAGAAGUGGAUAGAAGAUGGCUGCCACUGUGAUUUAAAACUUCAAUCAUGCGUAAUUAAUCGUCAAUCAUACGGUCGUAUGGAAUAUACUAAUUGUCUUUCAGCGCUACAUUGGUAUUGUCCUUAA
Messenger RNA from Cercopithifilaria johnstoni, 342 nucleotides. The record is from the annotation of a GenBank genome assembly. NCBI's taxonomy places the organism in Eukaryota, Metazoa, Nematoda, Chromadorea, Rhabditida, Onchocercidae.